Messenger RNA from Syngnathus typhle (broad-nosed pipefish), 2527 nucleotides. Its product is annotated as sphingomyelin synthase-related protein 1-like. Gene Ontology annotation, biological process: ceramide biosynthetic process. The coding region runs from base 562 to 1821 and encodes 419 amino acids. Lineage: Eukaryota; Metazoa; Chordata; Actinopteri; Syngnathiformes; Syngnathidae. Gene Ontology annotation, molecular function: ceramide cholinephosphotransferase activity; sphingomyelin synthase activity; protein binding. Gene Ontology annotation, cellular component: endoplasmic reticulum membrane; Golgi membrane. The transcript is spliced from 7 exons. The record is from RefSeq and is a predicted model, not a curated record.
CCAAAGGCUGUUCGCUGCUCACUGAAGGACACCAGCAGCUGCUUCUAUGGACGUUGCCGGCCUCCAAAAUUAACUCACUUGCUCUUUAUUUGGCACUGUGUAGCUAUUUGACGUUUUAUGAUGGCCAAGUGACGCUGGGGUCACAGCAGCAGUGCAAAGCAGUGAACCAGUAGGCUAUUAGAUAUAUUUUUAUUUGCGACACUGUCUUUGCUUUUCUCUGCAGGGUUUGCUGGAGGUGCCUAAGAUGCUGCAGGAAACCUCUGUUUGGAAAGAUCCAGCGCUUCUGCUGCACGCACUUUAUGGCGGACAGGAGAUCGAGAUGAUGGUGAAUCAUCAGGUUGCAGUGCUCCUGAGACACAGCCUUCAAGACCCGCUUAGCGCUCCUCUUGUCUGCUGUUGUUGGUUAUUGCAACUUCCUGUUUGACGUUGCUCAGUUGUGAAAAACGAAAACAGGAAUCACUCCUGCAAUGCGAAAGGAAGGCAGCUCACCUCCUCCUUCUCCCUUCUCUGACACAAGCACAAACUGUGGUUCUAUGUCUUUGUGCGUCUCUCUGCAGUGGCAUGGCACCAGAGAGUUGUGUGAGUUCUUGGAGCUACAAGCAGGUAGCCCACUGGCUGCAGGAGGAAGGAUUCGCCGACUAUGUGGAUCUGCUCUGCAAUCACCACCGCCUGGACGGGCCCAGUCUUCUGGCUCUGACUGAGGCCGACCUACGCGGGCCUCCUCUGAGCCUCACUGUGCUGGGGGACAUCAAGAGGCUGGCCAUAUCACUCCGCCAGCUCCAAAAACAUAACCAAGCCCAGCUUGAAGAGCUGGGUCUCCAGCAGAGUGACAGUCUCCCACUGCGGCCUACCGCGGCUGCCGAGUGGCGAUGCGACAGAGGCGACUUCUCUGGGAAUGGCGUUGCGCUCCGACAGAGGAAUGGCGCCCGAGCCGAAUACGGCUCCGGAGCGACGCUGUGUCACACACACUCCAACGGAAGAUGUCGGCAGCACCAAGCCGGAAGGCUUGACCCGGAAGUGUGGAAGACCAUCUUGAGUGUCAUUUAUGUCGUUUUAGUGUUUGGCUUUACUUCCUUUGUUAUGGUCAUCGUACACGAGCGUGUACCAGACAUGAGGACGUAUCCCCCGCUUCCUGACAUUUUCUUGGACAGUGUUCCAAGAAUCCCUUGGGCUUUUGCAAUGGCUGAAACCUGUGGCCUCAUCUUGUGCUCCAUGCUAAUGUUUAUCCUGUUGCUUCAUAAACACAGGUCGGUUCUCAUUAGGCGGCUGUGUUCUCUCAUGGGUACUGUGUUUUUACUUCGCUGCUGCACCAUGUUCGUCACCUCGCUCUCCGUGCCUGGCCAUCACCUCAAGUGUGCCAGCAAGACGUACGAUGAUUCGAUGGAAAAGAUAAAGAGGGCGCUGACAAUCUGGGUCGGAUUCGGUAUGACUCUCACCGGCGUCCAAACGUGUGGAGACUACAUGUUCAGCGGACACACGGUCGUCAUUACCUUGCUCAACUUUUUUGUGACAGAAUACACUCCAAGAACAUGGAAUUUAAUUCACACCAUCUCCUGGGUGUUGAACCUCUUUGGGAUCUUCUUCAUCCUGGCAGCGCACGAACACUACUCCAUCGACGUCUUCAUCGCCUUCUACAUCACCACGCGUCUUUUCCUUUAUUACCACACGUUGGCCAACACUCGCGCCUAUCAGCAGAGCCGGAGGGCUCGGAUUUGGUUCCCCAUGUUCUCUUUCUUUGAGUGCAAUGUGAACGGACCCGUCCCCAACCAGUACGACUGGCCCUUCAGCAAACCUGCUUUUAUGAAGACGCAAAUUGGGUAGACGUUAAUGCUCGUCUUUGACUCCCCCCCCCCUUGUGUUCCAGCUCUAAUGUUUGUUUAGAAGGAGACGGAUGUUGUCGUACGCGUAUAGACUGCAAAUAAGAUGGGGUUUUUUUUUGCACAUGAUGUAAUGGUGCCUUAGGGUUUGCAUGUACUGAACACUUUACCACUGUGGUAUUCCGCUUUAUCCCAUUUAUCCAUUCAUGUGGGAAACGUUGUAUGGGGUUUCACACACUUAAGUCACGCUUUUUAAAAAUGCAGUUUAUGCAACCAAAGAAGCUUCUUCAGUCAGAGCUUUGUUUUCUUCAUUGACGCACUAAUUUAUUUUUGUAAUGUAUUGCGAUGGAUUUUGAGAGCGAAAGCUGUACCCUACCUACUCACGUCAGCAACUCGGGAGGAAAUAAAUGUUUACUUUGUCAGGAUUAAGAAAAACAACUUAUGCAAUUGUAAAUAUGCAUUUAAUGUGAUUGUUUGAAAUUAGUUUUUAUUUGCAAUGCAAGUGAUCAUCUGAAGGCCUUUUGGCUGAGCUAUCCAAUGUUUACAACAGCAGCGAAUUUUUAUAUUUUAUACUGACUGCUUUUUUAGUAAUUGCCGUUUUUGCUUUGUUAUAUAAAGUUGAUUUUAAAUAGUUUUUGGAUUAAUUAAAAAUGUAUACAAAUAAUUUUAUGUGUGAAAGAUUUCUAAAAAGCAUCUGCUGAUGAAAGUUU